Messenger RNA from Lycium barbarum (goji berry), 2626 nucleotides. RefSeq lists its product as uncharacterized. NCBI's taxonomy places the organism in Eukaryota, Viridiplantae, Streptophyta, Magnoliopsida, Solanales, Solanaceae. The transcript is spliced from 2 exons. The coding region runs from base 1067 to 2338 and encodes 423 amino acids. The record is from RefSeq and is a predicted model, not a curated record.
AAAUUAGGCGCGCUAGCGACUCUUUGCACGAGUAUUUAAAAUUUAGCUAAUUAAUUGAGUGGGGAAGCUACUCUUUCCUAGUUUGUCCAAAUUUUGUUUUCGCAUUAAAAUGUGAUGCAAUUGGCAAAUAGCCACUUUCUGGACAGCUAAGUAAACAACAUUUCAAAACUAUUCAAAAUUUAGCCUUUUUUUAAUUGCUUGAGUAUAUAGUAUGUGAAGUCUUUUCAGGAUUUGUUAUAAAAGGUUUAUUACUAAAAGUAUUAGAAGCCUCAGGGAAAAUCUAAAAUAAUGACAAUCUAGUCUAGCCUAUAAAAAAAUGUUACAAAGAUGAAGAUAAAAAGUAGAUGAAAUUAGUUGAGAUGCGUGCAAGUUAACCGAACAUCACUGUCAUAAAUUUAAACAAAAAAGUUACAAGAAGAGGAGUAAAAUUGUUCAUUUGCGAAAAAUAAAAGCACCAGUAGAAAAGGACUCUGAUUUGUGACAAAAAAGGUAAAGAGCAAAAUGUCCAUAAUAAGAGGGAUGUGUGAUGUCCCAGGCUGAGUGUCAAGUACCAAAAGUGAAAGGCCUGACUCGAUCUGGCUGAAUAAAAUAGUAUAGUACCAGUAAUGGUAAUAGCAGCAGCAGUGUAUAAUAAUGAUAAGUGGUCUUAAUUAGCAUGUAGCCGAAGGUUGCGCAUCCUCCUAUUUACAUUUACCCAUGGGAUGAGAAUGGGACUAUUCUUCCUCUAUGUUGUAUGUUAGUAAGAAAAUAUAACUGCUUCCAUCUUUCUCAGAUCUCUCUUCCCAUUUCUGGAUUUAUUUAUAUCUAAGUUAUACAGUUAUCCCUUUCCUAAACAACUAUACUCUUACCUAUUCCUAGCUCCAUUUGCCAAUCCCAAAUUGAAGAAUACAAAACAACACAACAGAAAAAAGCUUCCAUCUUUUUAAAUCCGAGGAUUUUACCGAGAAAAAAACAUUCCGGUGGCUGAAUCCUAUACCAAAACCGAGAAAAGCUCUUGUCUUUCUGUCUUUAAAUUAAGUUUAACGAUCGGUGGAUAGAUCGGAAAGAUCCAUAUUAGUAUUGAUAAAUGGGCGGUUCUCAGUCGGUAGAGGUACCCUCUGAAGAUGAAGACCAAGAAGAUGAAGAAGAAAAUGCGGAGCACGAGAACGACACCCCUGAUGGCCGAUUAGUUGGUGACGACACAGCUCUGCUCAAGAAGGUUCUUGAACAAGAGCCCGAGAUGUUACCUUGCCACGCCUCCGCAUCGCCUCUCUCCCCUCAGCUCUCUUCUUUCGGCACCCCUCGUUUGGGCCCUUCUAUCAAGGUGUGGGAUCCUUAUAAUGUUCUUGCCCCACCUCCCUCACUUCCCCCUCCCCCUCAUUUCCACCGCACCUUCUCCUCUGAUUCUGUGGAUGAGGAUAGGACCCUCACCGAGGUCUAUUUGAUUAGUAAUGGAGAGUGUCAUUCGAAUUUAAGGCCUGAUUUGAUUGCUGGCCGCUGCCCCGAGGCUGCACUUACCCCUAAUGGCAAGCGACAAGCAAGAGCUUUGGCUGUAUUUCUCAAGUCUCAAGGGAUUCGUUUCAAUUCUAUCUAUACGUCUCCCUUGGAUCGCGCACGAGCUACUGCCCUCUCUGUUUGCCAGGAAUUAAACUUUUCAGAGGAACGUAUACAAUCCUCUGAUGCACUACUGGAAAUGAGUCAGGGGCAUUGGGAGGGAUGCCACCGCUCAGAUAUUUUUACACCCGAAACAAUUAGCCUAAUGGAAAAGUUCCAGCCUGAUUUUUCAGCACCAUCUGGAGAGUCACUGAGGCAGGUGGAAUUCCGGAUGGUACAAUUCCUAAAUGGAACUGUUAUGGCAUUGCCUGAAAAAUUCAGAUCUGAUUUCUCUCCACCUGAUCAGGGUGAGAACCAGGGCUUCUCAAAUCGUGGUUCUCAUGCACUUGUCAAUUCAGUUCAUGACCGAGAUGGGCCGCCCUCUUUCUCGUCGUCCCAUUGGGAUUCGCACCACAGGAACCGACAAGGACUUUCGAGGAAGAAGUCUGGAAAGAGUAGGCUUCAGAUCGUGACAACUACUGGGGAUCAUGAGGCUGAUGAUGAGAUGUCACCUCGAGAACCCAUUAAUCCUAACUCCAUCCGUGAUUUAAAUGUGCAAAUCACUACUAAUGUUUCUCAAUGCAUCGGUAUUUUUACACAUUCAAUUCCGGUUAAGUGUCUUCUUACUGGCCUCCUUGGCUGCAGUGCAAUGAUGACAAGUAAGAUAUGCAUAGAUGAUUCUUCUGUUACAGUGCUACAACAUUCCUGGAAAAUGGGAUGGCAAAUCAAGAGAAUGAACGAUACUGCACAUCUUAGACUUCUCUAGUAAAUUAUUCCAUUUGGCAGCUGAGAACACUUAAAGUAUUCUGGCUCGAUUAAGGAAUUUUUCAAAGCAUUGUGUAUUCUACAACUAGAGUCAGAUCACGGCAUGAUACUUUUGAUGAUUCUCAAUUUCUUUUGCAAAAUUAAUUUCCACUUCUCCAACUGCAUGCCGAACUGGAGAUGGAGUUGGAACCACGUCUGUGGAUUAUUGUUUCUAUUUGUAGCAUUUUUAAAUUCUUGAUAUUGUAGGGCACUUCUAGUGUGGCUUUCUUAUAAUAAGCUGUUGAGUAAA